AUGUUAGUAGUUCCAAAAAUUACGGGUGAUUUACCGACACAAAAUAUAACCAAUUUAUGUGGUAUACCGGAAAAUAUUAAGUUAGCCGAUCCGUCAUUCCAAGUCCCACAGAAGAUGGACAUUUUAAUCGGUGCUACACACUUUUACGACUUAUUGGGUGAUCAAAAAAUAAAACCGCAUUGUAACGGCCCGAUAUUUCAAGAAACAAAGUUGGGCUGGGUUGUAUCGGGGCCGGUGUCGAGUUUAGAACGUAAAACUGAAACGAAAAUAAUUAGUACCGCACAUCAUGCUACAUCGACACACACAGAACCAAUAUUAGAAAAUAUUUUACCAUGUUUUUGGCGUUUGGAAGAAGUCAAAAUCGAUGCUCCAUUCACCACGGAAGAAAAAAUAUGUAAAAAAUAUUUUGACGACACUGUGACGCGCGACAAGGACGGACGCUUUAUUGUACACCUACCAUUUCGUAAUAAUAGUUUAAAAAUAGGAAAUUCAUAUAAUAUCGCCAAACGUCGUUUUUUAUCUAUGGAGCGGCGACUUGAAAAUAACAUGGAGUUAAAAAAUGAAUAUAAAGAGUUAGGACACUUGGAACAAAUAUUCGACGACCAAUACGUCAAUAAUGUUAAUACGUGUUAUUUGCCGCAUCACGCAGUGGUGAAAGAGUCUAGCAAGUCGACGCGGCGCGGGUGCGAGUAG
Messenger RNA from Myzus persicae (green peach aphid), 693 nucleotides. RefSeq lists its product as uncharacterized. The transcript has a single exon. Lineage: Eukaryota; Metazoa; Arthropoda; Insecta; Hemiptera; Aphididae. The coding region runs from base 1 to 693 and encodes 230 amino acids. The record is from RefSeq and is a predicted model, not a curated record.